CUGGCAGCCCUGCGGCGCCACGAUCCUUACAUCAGUCGCAUCGUGGACGUGGCCAGCCAGGUGGCUCUGUACACUUUUGUUCAUCGGGCCAACGAGUGGGACAUGGCAGUGAACUCAAGAGGCAGCGAAGGGUGAUGAGAUCCAGAUAACAGUUUCUUCGACAGCUUGCUGGGCAUGAAGUUUGGUGGAUGGAGGAGAAGGCGCACACCCACCAUCUCUUUCUGAUGAGAUCUGGGGCACACUUUCUCUCUUCCAGCCAGGAGAAGACUGGUGUGGAAGGAACCUUAUUUGUUUAUACAAGGUCUGCCUCUCCAAAGCAUGGAUUCACCAUUAUGAAUAGGCUCAGCAUGGAGAACAGAACAGAACCCAUUACUAAAGACCUAGACUUCCAGCUCCAGGACCCUUUCCUCCUCUACAGAAAUGGCACACUGUCCAUUUAUGGAAUUUGGUUUUAUGAUAAGGAAGAGUGCCAGAGAAUUGCAAAACUAAUGAAAAACCUCACUCAGUGCGAGCAGCUGAAAGCCUGUCACGGAGCUGGAUCCUCCCCAGUGGCCCUGGGGUCAGGAGAGGGUCGAGAAGUCGAUAUCCUGCAGAUGCUCACCAAGGCCAAGGAUGAGUACACCAAGUGUAAGACCUGUUCUGAGCCAAAACAGAUGACCAGUUCUUCUGCCAUCUGUGACAACCCUAAACUUAUCAAACCUGUCCCUGUGAGACCCAGCAGCAGCCAGAGGCUGCAAGAACCCAUGUCCAGCAAGACCUUGGACCCAGAGCCCCAGCACUUAUCGUUGACAGCGCUAUUUGGGAAACAAGACGGAGCUCCUUGUCAGGAAACCAUGAGACCAGCCCGGACCUUUGCGCACCACCAUCACCACCAUCACCAUCACCAGCAGCAGCAGCAGCAGCAAGAGGCGCUUCUAGUUCCUCACGGGGUUGCAUGCUCCCUGCCCUGUGAGGAGCCCAGGAAGCUCUCACUCCCAGUGGAGAAGCAGCUGUGCCCAGCCAUUCAGAAACUCAUGGUCGGGAGCAUGGGGCUGCACCGCCCGGCACAGCACCCUGAACAGUGGCCCUGCGAAAGUGGCAGCCUGAGUCCUGCAGGGGGAAUUCCUCCUGGUCCUGCCCAGCUGUGGUCCCCCUGGAAUGGUAGGGCUGUGUACUGCACACAGAGCCCUUGCAGAAGCCACAAGCUAUUAGAGCAGCUUCAAGGUGUCCCUGGGGCAGUGCAUAAGUGUAACCCCUGUGUGACUGCCAGUCCGGCUGUGGCCGCUCGGGUGGCUCCGGGCCCGAGUGUGGCCCAGUCACAGCUGGUGUAUUUCGGCGGCCCCCUUCCACCUCCCGCACCAGGGCCUCAAGCUCUCAGGAAGGAGCAGGGCACACUGCCAGCACACACGCUGUCAGUCUCUGGCAGCCAGGAGAGCAGCCCCACUGUGCUCCCUACCCAGGAGCUGCUAAGAAAGCUCCAGGUAGUGCAACAGGAGCAGCAGGCAGCCCCCCGGCCAGCCUUGGCAGCCAAGUUCCCUGUGUCAGCCCAGGGAUCAGGGACAGAAAAGCCCUUGGAAGCCUGGGUCAGCAAGACAGCCAGCAUGGAGAAGCAGGCUCCUCUUCUGCAGUCUACCUGUGCCCCACUGAGGGAGACAGAUAAGGGGCUCAUGGCCCUAGGAGGCCAAGAACUUCCUGCUGCCCCCUCCAGCCUCCUUCUGCCCCUGCAGAACUGGGACUCCUCCUCCGUGGCCAGCAGGCCUCUCACCAGGCUGCAGCUCCAGGAAGCACUGCUGAACCUCGUCCAGAAUGAUGACAACUUCUUAAGCAUAAUCUAUGAAGCCUAUCUCUUCAGUGUGACACAAGCAGCCAUGAGAAAAGCCACGUAACCAGCUACAUGAAAACAAAGACUGAGAACUGAUUUUCCAGGUUCUUCAUGUGAACUGGUGUGACCAAACACAUUUAUGCCUUUUUAACAAAGUAUAGUGAUACAGAGUAAAAUGUUUUGUACUGUC
Molecule: messenger RNA, 1991 nt
Organism: Apodemus sylvaticus (European woodmouse)
Lineage: Eukaryota; Metazoa; Chordata; Mammalia; Rodentia; Muridae
Gene: Dcp1b
Product: decapping mRNA 1B
Exons: 10
Coding region: 189-1865 (558 amino acids)
Biological process (GO): deadenylation-dependent decapping of nuclear-transcribed mRNA; positive regulation of catalytic activity; deadenylation-independent decapping of nuclear-transcribed mRNA
Cellular component (GO): P-body
Molecular function (GO): mRNA binding; enzyme activator activity
Source: RefSeq, a predicted model, not a curated record